This is a messenger RNA of Leptinotarsa decemlineata (Colorado potato beetle), 1018 nucleotides long. RefSeq names its product lys-63-specific deubiquitinase BRCC36. Lineage: Eukaryota; Metazoa; Arthropoda; Insecta; Coleoptera; Chrysomelidae. The record is from RefSeq and is a predicted model, not a curated record. Gene Ontology annotation, molecular function: metallopeptidase activity; protein binding.
GUAAUAAAAUGUUGUUCACCAAUAAUCGAAUAUACUUCUCUAUGAGUUGAAAAUUUUCUGUAAGAAAGGGUGAUUCUAAUUAUAUUAUUUACGUAGUAGAUUUCUUUGAAAAAUAAUAUGGGUAAGCUGAUAGGUCUGGACAAAGUAGUUAUGGAUGCUGAUGUUUUUGCUAUUUGUGUGCAACAUGCUCUUAGUAUAGAGAAACAAGAAAUCAUGGGAGUUUUAAUGGGAGAGGUUGACGAAACUGAAUGUACUUCUCGAAUUAAAGCAGUUCGCAUAUUGAACCGUAGUGAUAAACAUGCUGAUCGAGUAGAAAUUUCACCCAACCAAUUGGUUCUUGCCGUUGACACUGCUGAACAAUUAGAAGACACGUUUGGAAAACCACUAAAGGUACUCGGUUGGUAUCACUCUCAUCCUCAUAUAACUGUAGAUCCCAGUGGAAUUGAUGUGAACACCCAAGCUGGAUACCAAGUGAUGAGCAUUUAUUUUAUAGGUUUGAUAUUUUCAGUCUUCAACAUUGAUUCAGCAACGAAGAAGAAUAAAAUACAUCUUACCUGCUUUCAAGCAUCGGGACACCUGAGGAAGGACGUUGAACUCGUUAUUCAAAGUGUCCCUUUACGACUUCAUACUUUGAGAGAAAUUGCCGGUCUUCCUGAUAUACUUGUGAGAGAGGAAGAGGAAACAUGUGAGAGUAAUGCUGAACAGGACGAACUAGCAAUCCUUCAUAAUGAUACUUUGAAAACUAUCAAACUGGUUCAAAUUGUUUCAAAUCUUACGAGAAGAAUUUCUGAUGAUUUAGAAGAGAGAUCAACAACAGUGAGUCAGAGAAUUAAGAUAUUGGAAAAAAUGAAGAGAGAGCUGCAAAAUGAUUUACAAUCAUUGUGAAUAAUGUUAAUUAGUUUUGUAUUUAUAUGUUUUUUCCUAAAUGUAAUAAUGUAAAAUCAUAAGUGUGUACCUAAAUAAUCAACGUAUAUUGAACAAUUAAGAAUAUUCGAGAUUAUGAGAUUUUUUCAGUUCU